AUGCCAUCAAUACCCAUCCACAUGCCAUCUCGCUCACCCAGCGCGCCGCCCACCGAGAAUCCUCUUCCGCCGCUGCUCCACACGCCUUCCGGCCUUGCCCUCGUCGAGAUCCAAGGCACUGUCCACUUCCCCACGCCCACAGCUUCCGGCCCGCCCUCAACCCAGAUCGGCAAGCUCGUCUUCCCACACUACAACCCGGACACCAACGACCCCAGCGACACCAAAUGGAUGAAGCGCGUGUACCUGUAUGUAGGUAAAGGGCAACGCAUGACGGGCGAGUGCAAGAAGCUGGUGAAUCCCAUUGCGGUUAUACGCAAGAAGGAGAGUAAAGAUGAUGGCGACGUGGAGAUGGGGGGUGUGGAUGGCGCUGGCGAGGGCGACACGGGCAAGGAGGAGGAGCUGGAGAUUGUCGAGGUGGUGAGGUAUAGGAUUGUCUUUUCUGCGAGGCCCGAGCCGAUUAGUGGCGUUCCCGAGGAGUCGUGAUGUGUGGCGCUAUAGACGCCGCCAAAUCCUCACAUGGCAGCUUGACAAGCAAUCCCCGAACAUCGACGCCGGAAAAACAUGCCUAUAUCCCUUCAAUGCUACCACGAACUUGCGACAAUGGUAGCUGCCGUACCCGCGCACCCGGUUGCUCGACCCUCAGCCGUCUCCCAAAGCGAUUGGCAGGUUGCGGACCUGAGCUACCCAAGUAUAUUGUACCAGGGUUUUGAGGCUCGCUUGCAUCCACAUUGCAUUACUCGCUACCGCCAAUACGAACACCAGCCAGUAGAGGUCGAGUGUUUUAAUCAAGCAAUUUAAGACUGCACAAGCAUAUUGCUGCACCACUCGAGUCUCGGCUCCAGCCUUGUCUGGAAGGCGCUGGGGGCACUUUAUCCACUUUACGCGGCGGCCACGGUCCGACAUAUAUUUGGCAUGAACACUCUCAGUUAGCCUCACCUGGUCAUUUCCCACGAGCCAUGUGCGAGCU
Molecule: messenger RNA, 967 nt
Organism: Exserohilum turcica Et28A
Lineage: Eukaryota; Fungi; Ascomycota; Dothideomycetes; Pleosporales; Pleosporaceae
Exons: 1
Coding region: 1-483 (160 amino acids)
Biological process (GO): mitotic sister chromatid cohesion
Cellular component (GO): Ctf18 RFC-like complex
Source: RefSeq, a predicted model, not a curated record